AUGGGCUGCGCGAGUUCAAAAUACUCUUCAGUUUUGUACACGAAACUCAAGGGGACGGUUCUUGUUGCCUUUCAUUACAAUGGAGGCAUCAUAGUUGGUACUGAAUCUAGAGGUUCCAGUGAAGAUAAGCCUAACUAUCCACUUGCAAUUCGAGACGACAUAAAAAAAAUGGUUUCAGUAUCUUCCAAAAUAAUUUACGUAAUUCAGGGGGUGCAUGCUGAUUGUAUGGAGAUGAACAGGCAUAUAAGAAAGAAGUUUCCGGGUGAGUAUGCUGGCAAUGCACCUACAAUUUCAAGUGUUGUAGAAAAGGUGUACGAGUAUCUGAAUGGUCUCCAUGACAAGGAAAAAGUAUGUGGAGCCAUCGUCGCUGGAUUCGAUGCUUCGGGUCCUCAAAUUCAUUUUAUUUUCAUAAAAAACGGAAAAAUUGUGAAAGAAAGACCUUCUGUGGGUGCAGCAGCACUCGGAAGCGGUCAAGCUUAUGCUAACCGGCCUUGUUUUUAA
This is a messenger RNA of Rosa rugosa (rugosa rose), 501 nucleotides long. Its product is annotated as proteasome subunit beta type-5-A-like. NCBI's taxonomy places the organism in Eukaryota, Viridiplantae, Streptophyta, Magnoliopsida, Rosales, Rosaceae. Gene Ontology annotation, cellular component: proteasome core complex. The transcript has 4 exons. The record is from RefSeq and is a predicted model, not a curated record. Bases 1 to 501 code for a protein of 166 amino acids.